This is a messenger RNA of Ceutorhynchus assimilis (cabbage seed weevil), 3287 nucleotides long. Lineage: Eukaryota; Metazoa; Arthropoda; Insecta; Coleoptera; Curculionidae. The record is from the annotation of a GenBank genome assembly.
UUUUCAAAUCAUUUGCAGAUGUUAUUAGAAUGAAUUUUCAAUAAUUUAAAUAUUAUGUGGUUGGUGCAAGACCAGAGCAAACAUAAGCGCAAGGUCACUGAAAAUAGGUUCAAGCCUAGACUCAUGAAAAUUAAAAAAUCCAAUGUCAAUAAGGCAAAGGGAGGCAGCUUUUGGUAUCCGGACCUGGAAUGUGCAGACUCCUAAACUAAAUAUUUCUGUAGAAUCAGGAAAUGUGAAACUGCAAAAGAAAAAUUGUCCAGCCAUUCGCCUGCAAGGCUUGAAAGCCCUUUUAAAUCCUGUGAAAAAUUUGGGCACAAAUAUGAGAGCUCAAACAUUGGCGAGCAGGAAUCUUUGGUACAUGAGCAACAUGCAAAAUGCAUCAGGAAUUCAUAGUAAUUUGUGUAGUUGCGGUUGCGGUAGCAGAAAAGGGGUGCACACAAAAGCUGAAAAAGAAUUGGUAGAAUUCCUGACCGAAGAAAUCCUAGCAGAAAGAAAAGCCCAAAAAGUCAAAAUGAUCCCGACCGAAAUUGAAGGUUUCAAAGCCAGCCUUGAUGGGGCAGAAGUUACUCUUACAAAGAAAACUGAUACGGAAACUAUUAAAGUCAGUUUCAAUGUUAACCAUUCAGUAGAUACAGAUGCAGAGCCCGAAAUGCACGAGAACAUGGACAAACCUGAAAUUGGAGAACUCAAGUCUAAACCCUCAUUUAAAGUUGAUUUGGUUAGAGGUGACACUACUGUUAGUGUUUUGUGCAGUUUUGUACCGCCUAAUGAACAAGAGGAUGGAUACAAUGACGGUUUUGGCAUUGACGAAAUUAGCAUUUACAAUGGAGAAUGGAACGAAAAUGUCUACUCAGUAUCAGGAGAAGUCCUGGAUUCAUACUUAUACGAUCUGAUCUUGAACUACCUUGAAGAAAAAGGCCUGAGCAAUGAAUUUGUAGAAAAACUUUCCAGUUAUAGUACAGCAUAUGAACACUCUGCUUACAUAGGAUUGCUGGAAGGAUUAUCCACUUUUAUUUCAAAAAAAUAGACAUGUAUAUUAUAUAAUUAAGUCAACUAUGUAUUAAGUUAUGGAUUUUUUUAAAAAAUAAAACAAUAUAGCAAAGUAUUUAUUCAUUAAAGCAUGUUAUCUUUAACAGGUGGUUUAUGAGCUAAGUAAAGAGCUAUUAUACUGCUAAAGGCGCUUACAAGGAAAAUAACAUCAAACCAUCUAUGGUAGAAGUUGAAUUGUAAGGCCCCUAAAACGAUAUUUUAGUUAUUUUAAUUUAAACAUUACUAAAGUAUAUACAAACCUAAUACUUGGGUAAUAAUUAUUCUGUAUUGUGCUGGCAUGUUCAUCCUAAGCAGCAACACUGAAGACACAAAAUACAUGCCCAUUAUUUGUGCCAGCAUAAGAACAAUUAUAUUGGAACUUUUGUUUGAAGAUAAUCUAUUGAAAAACUACAAUAAUAAUUAUUAGGUUUUUAAUUUAAAUAAACCAAAUAUACAUUUUACCUUUGUCAGAGUUAACAAAAGUCCUCUGAUUGAAGUAAUAACAAUGCAGCCAACCAAGUAAAAAGAAAUUUGUUGAGACCAAAAAUUAACAUCAAAAUCAAAGCCCAUCCAUGUAACUGCUAUUUCUAUGCCUCUAGUUACUGGAUCUUUUUUGCCUACUCGGUCAAAUACUAUAUUGAUUGUGCACUAAAAAUUACUGUAAAUUCAAAGUUUUCUCUUCUUAAGUUAGAAGACUUACAAUAAAUAUUUUCCAUAAACAAUAACCAGAGAAUAUGUAUCCUAGAAAAUUGAAGUAAAUCCCUUUCCAGGUCUUUGACCAUUCAAUUCUUUCAAGCAUAUUGCGAUUUUCAUGUACUUCUAAGAAAAGCUGGCGGCUCAUUUCUUCUAAGCCAUCUAUUUCUAGUUUUAAUUGGUUUAUAUCUGUAAUAAUAAUUAUUUUUACAAUUCCUAUGAAGUUUUUGUUAUUUAAAAAACUAACUUUCAUUACUCCUAUUGCCUGUAACAGAAGAAAUAAUUCCCCAAAUACCCUUUUUCCCUACAGCAUCAACUUUCACAUGUUGCUUUUUAGCUAUAGCAAUUUUCUUUUUCCUUAAAACAAGCAUAUCCAUGGUUUGAAUGAGUCUUUUUUCAAUAUUUGAAACAUCAGUUUCUGAAACUUCCCUCAUGAAAUAUUUCAUUGAAGUAUAAGGAUAAUUGACAGCACCAAAUCCUGAUAAAAGGGCCAUUACAGUAACUCCAAUUACUCCUAUUCUGGAGACUAAAGAUUCCAUGCUAAAGAAUCCUUGAUUUGGAUGGUUGAUUGGGAAAGGGUCUCCAAUUUUCCAAAAUACUGCUAGGAAUAUUAGCCAAGUGAGGAUGGUGAGAUGUUUAACAUAAUCACUCCUAACUAAAAAUAGUUAUUUUAAGUCUAAAUACAGGGUGUAUAAUUGAAUAUACAGUGUGUUUCCUAAGUACAGUUGAUUGAGUGAUUAUUCCAGGCACUUGAUUCCAAUCAAGAGAGCCAGGAAUAAUCAAAAAUUGAAAUUAAUCAAUUAUGAUGCCAUUUUGUAGCUUCUCAUAUUGACUUCAUAUGAGCCACCCUCUAAUGACAUUCAAUUAAAAAACACACCCUGUAUAAUAAUUUACCAUAUCUAAUGUUGCUUAUACAAUAAUAAGCAAUAUAAAAAGGAUUUAGCACUAUAACUACAAACAAUAGUAGAUACAGCAUCAAGCACCAGUAAAAGUAUCUGGAACUGAAAUUUAAUAAUUAAGUAAAAUAAGGACAAAAACCCAAUUAUUACCUUGCCUCCAAAAACCCUAAAAUUUCGAAUAUAAUCAGUUCGAACAUGGUGCAAGAUAGAGUCAGGGUGAUGCUAAAAAUGAGCUGCACCAUUACGUGCCGGACUUCGUAGUCUUUGAACAGUUGUUUCAUGAAAAAGAGCCAUGCUCCAAUGAAAAACAGAACCUGGAGUACAUAGAUAAAUAGUUAUAGUUUUAUCUAUAUCUAUAAGGAAUGUGGAAAGUUAUACUUUACCGCACACUGUGUGGGUAAAGAAACUUUAUGCAGUUGAGUAGUGUACAGUAAAGGGUACUUUACUGCACGCUUAUACAUCAAUAUGUGUUUCUACUUACUUGUGAGGAAAAUACCACGACGCUGUCGGUCCAAAAAGUCAUUUGUAAUGUUGCUCUUUCGCAUUACUUUAAUAAAUUGCGAAAUUAAUUGAGUUUUGCAAGAAAACAGUGUUUUUCCUUGGAGAAUCACUUUGUUUGUUUACUUUUUAGGUUAUGUUUACGUGUACUUGAACAACACACUGUCA